AUGGAGCUAGGCAAUCUCAAGAAACUACAGUGGCUAGGAUUGUCACAAAACGAGUUUACUGGCUCUGUCCCUGCAAGUAUUUUCAACAUGUCACCACUGUUGUUCCUAUCUCUUUCACUAAACAAGUUUUCAGGUACUCUACCUUCAGAUUUAGGUCGUGGAAUGCCCAUCCUAGAAUACUUUCUUUGUGGAGGAAAUAAUCUGAGUGGUUUUAUCUCUGCUUCAAUCUCAAAUUCUUCAAGACUCAAAAUGCUUGAUCUCGCAAGCAAUAGUUUCACAGCUCCAAUUCCUGAAUCACUUGGUAACUUAGAAUACCUCGAGCUUCUUAACUUGAAGAAUAAUAAUUUUUCCAGCGAUUUAGCAUUGAGCUUCCUUACUUCUUUGACAAACUGUAGGAAUCUAAGAGUAAUCUUGUUUGGUGAUAAUCCCUUGGGUGGUAUUUUUCCUGCAUCAUUAGGGAAUUUCUCUGACUCUCUACAGGUUUUUGAAGGAUCAGAUUGUAAACUUAAGGGCAUCAUUUCUGAAGAAAUUGGUAAUCUUACUGGUCUGAUAAGGAUGGGUCUGGUUAACAAUGAGUUGACUGGACAUAGUCCAAGAACUGUCCACGGCAUGCUAAACAUUCAACAACUUUACCUACAAAGCAACAAGAUAGAUGGAACCAUACCAGAUGUUGUCUGUCGUUUAAAGAAUCUUGGUGCAUUAGACUUGUCAGGAAAUCAGUUUUCUGGUUCACUGCCACCAUGCUUAGGGAAUGUUACUAGUUUGAGGAAACUUUAUCUAUCUUACAACAGGCUGAAUUCUAGAUUACCUACAAGCUUGGGGGCCCUUCGCAAUCUCAUAGAAUUCAAUAUUUCAUCCAAUUUUUUUAGUGAGAAAAUUCCCCUUGAGAUUGGAAACUUAAAGGCUGCAUCACUCAUUGAUCUGUCAAAAAAUGAUUUUUCUGGUAAGAUUCCUAGCACUCUAGGGGGUCUAGAUAAAUUGAUUAAACUUUCUCUAGCACAUAAUACAUUAGAGGGGCCUAUUCCGGAAUCAUUUAGCAAAAUGUGGGCCUUGGAUUUCUUGGAUCUGUCAUUAGAAGCUCUUGUUCAAUCUUUCCUGUCCAAUGAUGCACUUCGUGGUGAAUCCCGAUUUAAUGUGAAACCAUGCGUAACCAAAUCUACAGAGAAGUCAAGAAGAAAACAAGUGCUUACAUGUUUAUAUAUUCUGUUAGGGAUUGGAUCACUCCUCGCGUUAGCCGUUGGAUAUAUGGUGCUAAGAUUGAGAAACACAAAGAAGAAUGCAAGUCAAGGAGAUGUGUCUCUAGUAAAAGGGCAUGAAAGAAUUUCCUAUUAUGAACUUGAACAGGCAACAGAAGGAUUCAACGAAAGCAACUUGCUUGGUAAUGGGGGUUUCAGCAUGGUCUACAAAGGGAUACUUAAAGAUGGCACCGUUUUGGCAGCAAAGGUAUUCAAUGUGCAAUUGGAGGGUGCAUUCAAAAGUUUUGACAUAGAAUGUGAGAUACCCCGGAACCUUCGCCACAGAAAUCUAACCAAAGUCAUCACCAGCUGCUCCAACCUUGAUUUCAAAGCCUUAGUGUUGGAAUACAUGUUCAAUGAGACACUUGAUAAAUGGUUAUACUCUCACAAUUUGUUCUUGAACUUAUUGCAAAGAUUAGAUAUAAUGACAGAUGUUGCAUCUGCAAUGGACUAUCUGCACAAUGGCUAUUCAACAGCUGUGGUGCAUUGUGACUUGAAGCCAAGCAAUGUCUUGCUAGAUCAAGAAACGCUUGGUCAUGUCAGUGAUUUUGGCAUUGCGAAGUUGUUAGGUGAAGGGGAGGCUUUUGUUCAAACAAGGACAAUUGCAACCAUUGGAUAUAUUGCUCCAGAGUAUGGACAAGAUGGAAUAGUAUCCACGAAUUGUGACGUUUAUAGUUUUGGUAUCCUAAUGAUGGAGACGUUUACAAGGAAGAAACCAAGUGAUGAAAUAUUUACUGAAAACUUGAGCAUACAACGUUGGGUUAGUGAUUCCUUCCCAAGUGAAAUUCAUAAAGUGGUGGAUUCUAAUUUGGUACAACCAGUUGAUGAACAAAUCGACGCGAAGAUGCAAUGUUUGUUAUCUAUCAUGGAAUUAGCUUUGAGCUGCACUUUAGUGACACCUGAUGCAAGGAUUAGCAUGGAGGAUGCUCUUUCAACACUUAAAAAGAUUAGGCUCCGGCUUGUCAGUAGUCGGCACUAG
This is a messenger RNA of Lycium barbarum (goji berry), 2214 nucleotides long. Its product is annotated as probable LRR receptor-like serine/threonine-protein kinase At3g47570. Lineage: Eukaryota; Viridiplantae; Streptophyta; Magnoliopsida; Solanales; Solanaceae. Gene Ontology annotation, biological process: protein phosphorylation. Gene Ontology annotation, molecular function: ATP binding; protein binding; protein kinase activity. The record is from RefSeq and is a predicted model, not a curated record. The coding region runs from base 1 to 2214 and encodes 737 amino acids. The transcript has 3 exons.